GAUUCGAGCACACACACAGUUGCAUUCACACACACUCGGGAUCUAAGUAUCCAUUUAGAGCAACACCAUCUUCUUGACUUCCCCCCUGGUUUAACUUGUUUUGAAUAUACCCAAUCUAAGAUGGCAGUAAUACCAUCAGACAACUCCUCCACUUCGACUUUGGAGGGAGGAGCAGCCUCAGAUGCCGACAAAGAACAACCAAAUCAGUUUGAGCCCAUUAGCCGAUUUUCGCAGCCGGCCCCUGUAAGACGGGCGUCUACCGCUGGCAGAUCGCAGAACAAUCCUGACAAGGAAGUUUUCGACCCUAAUCUGGACGUCAACCUCCCAUAUCGUACUCUCAGCCGCGAUGCCAACUUUGACGAAUACCGCGUAACGUCCCACACGGGCACCAUCCCGGGGCCGAUCGAGCCUCCUUCAGUUGCUCAGGCUUCCGGCGAACAAGGCGGCGAAAGGCGCUACAAGCUCGUCACGUUUACAGAUAAUGAUCCUGAGAACCCCAAGAACUGGUCCAAGGCAUUCAAGUGGUACUGCACCAUGGUCGUCGCCGCCACGUGUUUCGUUGUGGCUUUCUGUUCUUCUGUCAUCACUGCGGAUCUUAUUGGAGUGUCCAAGACCUUUGACGUCAGCUUGGAGGUUUCUUUCCUUACGAUUACGGUAUUCGUUAUUGGCUUUGGCGUGGGGCCCAUGGCUUUUGCUCCUCUGUCCGAAAUCUAUGGACGACGAAUCAUCUAUGCCUCGACACUCUUAAUCGCAGUCGUCUUCAUCAUUCCCUGCGCUGUUUCAAAGAAUAUUGGAACCUUGAUUGUUUGCCGAGCCAUCGACGGCAUUGCUUUUUCUGCUCCCAUGACCCUGGUUGGCGGUACACUUGCAGACUUGUGGAGGAAUGAGGAACGUGGUGUUCCCAUGGCCGCCUUUUCCGCCGCUCCUUUUAUUGGACCUGCUAUUGGCCCCCUUGUUGGUGGUUUCCUUUCUGAUGCUGCUGGCUGGCGCUGGCUGUACUGGAUCCAGCUUAUCCUUUCUGGCUGCAUAUAUAUUAUCAUAACCUUUACCGUCCCCGAAACAUACGCACCCACCAUUCUUGCUCGCCGCGCUAAGAAGCUUCGAAAGGAGACUGGCGAUGAGAGCUACGUUACUGAACAAGACAUUGACGAGAGAAGUAUGGGCGAGCGAGUCAAGGUUUUCAUGAUCCGUCCCUUCCAGCUGCUUUUCAGGGAACUCAUCGUCCUUCUUAUUUCGCUGUACAUGAGCGUUCUCUAUGGUCUCCUUUACAUGUUCUUCGUUGCCUUCCCCAUUGUGUACCAAGAGGGCAAAGGCUAUUCUGCUGGUAUCACCGGCCUCAUGUUCAUCCCUAUGGCUCUCGGCGUCCUCAUGUCUGCAGUCCUGUCUCCGCUAGUCAAUAAGCACUACCUCAAGAUGUGUGCCAAGUACAACGGCAAACCUCCUGCGGAGGUUCGUCUGAUCCCCAUGAUGUUCUCUUGCUGGUGCAUCCCCAUUGGAAUGUUCAUCUUUGCAUGGACUUCGUACUCGGAUCUCGACUGGGUUGGACCCGCUUUCGGUGGCUGGCCUGUCGGCUUCGGCUUCAUCUUCCUUUACAACUCUGCGAACAACUACCUGGUCGACUCCUACCAGCACCAAGCCGCCUCUGCUCUUGCCGCCAAGACGUGUAUCCGAAGUUUCUGGGGUGCCGGCUGCGUUCUGUUCACUGAGCAGAUGUACCACCGACUCGGCGACCAGUGGGCUUCCUCGCUUCUGGCAUUCAUCGGUCUGGCUUGCUGCGGGAUUCCCUUCUUCUUCUGGUUCUUUGGCGCCAGGAUUCGUGCUCGCAGCAAGUAUGCUUAUGGCGGCGAUGACGACGAGAUGGUGAACCCCACACAGCCUAAUGAUCUUGAAAAGUCCCGAGGCCAUGGUAAUGGCGCCGGUGCUCAUGGAGACGAUCUUGAUUUGGCCAGGGCGAGGAGCUACGUCAGCAACCCUUAAACCAAAUAAGCAAACAAACAAACAAUCGAGCACACACCAAACCUUCACAAACCAAACCCAAACAUUCCACAAAACAUUAGACAUGAUUUAUAGACUGAUAUCCCCUACGAAUGAUAGAUUUAGAUUUUUUAAUAGCAUUUGAACGGCGUUCUGGGGAGUGAUGGAAAAAUACCUGGGAAUAUAUCAAGGGUGGAUGAGAUACACAGCAUAAAGUUAAUCUUAAUAAUAGACGGUUUACUGCAUUUUUCAAAAAAAG
Messenger RNA from Trichoderma asperellum CBS 433.97, 2233 nucleotides. RefSeq lists its product as uncharacterized. Gene Ontology annotation, molecular function: transmembrane transporter activity. Gene Ontology annotation, cellular component: plasma membrane. Gene Ontology annotation, biological process: transmembrane transport. Lineage: Eukaryota; Fungi; Ascomycota; Sordariomycetes; Hypocreales; Hypocreaceae. The record is from RefSeq and is a predicted model, not a curated record.